UUGCCUGGAGGAUGCAGACGCCGGGGAGAGCGAUGAGGAUGGAGGCUGGCGAAGCAGCGCCGCCGGCGGGGGCGGGCGGCUGGGGCAAGUGGGUGCGGCUCAACGUGGGGGGCACGGUGUUCCUGACCACCCGGCAGACGCUGUGCCGCGAGCAGAAGUCCUUCCUCAGCCGCCUGUGCCAGGGGGAAGAGCUGCAGUCCGACCGGGAUGAGACCGGGGCCUACCUCAUUGACCGCGACCCCACCUACUUUGGGCCCAUCCUGAACUUCCUCCGGCAUGGCAAACUGGUGCUGGACAAGGACAUGGCUGAGGAAGGGGUCCUGGAGGAAGCGGAGUUCUACAACAUCGGCCCGCUGAUCCGCAUCAUCAAAGACCGGAUGGAGGAGAAGGAUUAUACCGUCACACAGGUGCCCUCCACAUCGCCUCUCUGCCUGCAGGUCCCGCCCAAGCACGUGUACCGCGUGCUGCAGUGCCAGGAGGAGGAGCUCACGCAGAUGGUCUCCACCAUGUCUGAUGGAUGGCGCUUCGAGCAGCUGGUGAACAUCGGCUCCUCCUACAACUAUGGCAGCGAGGACCAGGCGGAGUUCCUGUGCGUGGUGUCCAAGGAGCUCUACAGCUCCCCGCACGGGCCGAGCUCCGAGUCCAGCCGCAAGACCAAGAGCACGGAGGAGCAGCUGGAGGAGGAGCAGCAGCAGGAGGAGGAGGUGGAGGUGGAGGUGGCACAGGUGCAGGUGGAGGCAGAUACACAGGAGAAAGCCCAGUCAUCUCAGGAUCCCGCUAACCUUUUCUCCCUCCCACCACCGCCUCCUCCUCCUCCUCCGCUUCCCGCUGGAGGUCCUGCCUCAUCUUCAUCCACCUCUUCUUCCUCCUGGAUCUCAUCUACACCCUGCCUCUUCCCUCUCUGCCCCUGUCCGGGUUUUCUCUCUGCCUGCUCACGCCUCCAUCCCGGGGCCACCUUGGUCCCAGCCUCCUGCGCCCUCCACCCAGGCGCCACGGCCCUGCAUCCCAGAGCAUCCUGCCUGCCGCAUCCUGCAUCCUUUCUGGUACCUCCUGCCUCCCGGCCAGGGGAGGAAGGGCACAGCUGCACCUCCUCUGUGCCCACUGACCCUGCUGGGCACGUCUGAGGCUGGGCCGCCCUGCUCCAGCACCUCACCUCCUCGCCUCCUCCUCACAUUUCCUCCUUGCAGGUUCCCGUCUGCACCCCCUCAGACCUGAGGCUGUGCUUGCAGUAAGGGCUUCUCCUCGGCCCCUCGCCCACCCCCAGAGAUGCCAUUCCUGGUUUGUAGCUUGGUGGAGCUGGAGGGAGGAGCGAAAGCCAGGAGGGUGCUCACCUCUCCUUCCCUGGACUUGAGCCGAACUUCUGGCUGACUUUCUCCCCUCACCAAAGUUUCUCAGCCUCUCUUGGCCUUGAGUGUGAGGCACUGAGACAAGACGAAGGGGCAGGAAUUCUUUCCCACCUGCCCAUCAGCACCAGAGCCAGGCUGGGAAGGAGGGAAGGGAGACGGAAGCCAGGUGCCCUGGACUCAUCCUGCAUGUCCAAGAGCUCCUGCGUCACAGCCUCAUGGCACUGGGUUCCCUGUUUCUGCAAGGGUGGGAAGGACAGGCCACACUUGGAUUCCCCGGGUUUACGAGGAGUCAGCUAGAGCUGGCUAAGGAUUGAGGUGUGGCAGAAAAAACCCUGGCCAGGUGCCCACUCAAUCUUACCUACCUGCUGUGUGACCUUGGGCAAGUCACUGUCCCUCUCUGGGCCACAGUUGCCUCUGAAAUGAGGACAAAUAGCUGCUCUCUGGGACCUUUUGCCUGAGACAGUGGUGACCAGCCUCUCUUGGCCUUGACCCCCGGCCGGAGUCCUGGCAGAAUCUGGCCUCCUAGUUGGCCACCACUGGACCUGAGAUGGGGCUUGGGGCUCCUGGACGGGUGAGCUGGGUUCCCUUCCCGCUCCCCCUCCUCCUCAGCUCUGAAUCCACUUUUUCUGGGCCUUAGCCCCCCUCCUUCCUCCCAGAAAGGACCUUGUGACUCACCGACCUCUUUCUCUCUCCCUCUCUCCCCCACCCCGCCCUCCCUCCAUUUCAAUCUCCUCUCUGCCCUUCUCCUGGCCCUGCAUUACCCCCUCCUCACUGGUCCCCCCAUCCCCCUCCCGGUGUUCUGACCACUCCCCACCCCAUCCCCCUGCCCCCUCUU
This is a messenger RNA of Camelus dromedarius (Arabian camel), 2181 nucleotides long. RefSeq names its product potassium channel tetramerization domain containing 17 (gene KCTD17). Gene Ontology annotation, molecular function: cullin family protein binding. Gene Ontology annotation, cellular component: cytoplasm; Cul3-RING ubiquitin ligase complex. The coding region runs from base 12 to 1124 and encodes 370 amino acids. The record is from RefSeq and is a predicted model, not a curated record. NCBI's taxonomy places the organism in Eukaryota, Metazoa, Chordata, Mammalia, Artiodactyla, Camelidae. Gene Ontology annotation, biological process: proteasome-mediated ubiquitin-dependent protein catabolic process; protein homooligomerization; positive regulation of cilium assembly. The transcript is spliced from 7 exons.